Messenger RNA from Aureobasidium melanogenum CBS 110374, 948 nucleotides. RefSeq lists its product as uncharacterized. The record is from RefSeq and is a predicted model, not a curated record. The transcript is spliced from 2 exons. Lineage: Eukaryota; Fungi; Ascomycota; Dothideomycetes; Dothideales; Saccotheciaceae. Bases 1 to 948 code for a protein of 315 amino acids.
AUGACUAGCGAGGAGAAUAUUCCUCUCGGAGACUGUGUCAGCAAGAACGCUCCCACCAGAGAUGCCAGGCACGAGAACAAGGUUCCCGCCAGUGAUCAGGAGAGCCUUCCAAGAUUGACGGGACCUCUGGCAAUUCGAUCCAACAUCCCCUGUCCACCUCCUGUCGAAGAUCGCCACUCUGCUGAGGUCGCUAAAGGCAGCGCAUGUGAAGCACCCUCCGUCCCUGAAGGCAGCAAGCUCGAUCGCGACAAUGUUGAGCAACAAAUCCAGCUUGGACAGAGCAACCACGAGCGCAGCAACUUCGGUUCACCUGACGAAAACAUCAACAACCAGCAGAACAACGAAGACGAGUACGAUUUUGACUCUGAUGACGACGACGACAUUUCCAUCGACGACGACCCCUUCUUCGGUGACGCAGGCAGUGAAGCGGUCCCAUGCCGACCCACUGAAGAGCAAAUGGAUGCCAUCCAAAAGACCAUGGAAGAGGACGAGAAGGCCGCCAAGCGUGCCUAUGAAGAAAAAAUGAGCCAAGAGGCAAUCAGAAAGGUGCUGACGGAAGAUGUCGAACCACCUGCUCUGAUCAGCAACGACGACAACGACGUUCCUGAUCCAAUUGUGCCUCCUCAUCCUCUGCUCACGGAUCAGAACUACAACGCCACAGAGAUGUUGAUCAGCAUCAGAUCGUCCUUCGCAGGCGAUGUGUUCCACAUCGUCGGUGUGACCGAGCCACUGUUCGAGAUGAAGAGAAAGUUUGUUCAGGCAGUCAAUCUGAGCCCAUCUGAGCUGGGUACACUCGAGUUCUUGUGUGGAUACCAUGUCAUUCAGGACGAUGACACUGUCGAGAAGCUCAUGAUCGGACCCGAAUCGAUCAUCUACUGCCAGAAGAUUGGCGACAUGCGCUAUGAUCUUCCGCCCCUGCCACCAUCAGACUUUACGGAUGCAGAGUAG